CGAAGCAACACCAGAGACCUAUCACGACCCCGUCAAACUCCUAAAGCGCACCUCGGAAGGAGCGGCGUGCAAGAGAAAAAGGCCGAUUGAUGUUUCUGCGCAGGCUAGCCGUCGCCGGCAAGCGGUUCGCAGCGACCAUGGCGCAAUCGAUGACUCCCGUCGAAGAUGCUAUGCGGGCAAAGGAAACAUUCAAGCCCACAACUCUCGAGAUAUUCAAUGAUUCACACAAGCAUGCCCAUCACCAAGCCAUGCAAGGGGUCACUAGCAGAGAGACACACUUCCGCGUAAUCAUCACUUCCGAAGCCUUCAAAUCUAAAAUGCAAAUCGCACGGCACCGCCUGGUCAACGCUGUUCUGAAAGACGAACUAUCCAGAGAGGGCGGAAUCCACGCGCUGCAGCUCAAGACGCGGACGCCAGAUGAAGAGGGGCGUCAGACGCAGAAAGACGCAGCUGAGCAAUGACGAAGUGCGGCUCAAAGGAAUGACGAUGAGUGAUUGGGACUCGGGAAGAAAGACGGGCGACGGGCGACGCGUGAAAUAGACUCGAUGGCAUUGUGCAGAUCCAUUCAAUCCGGCUUCGACGCUUCCUUCAACUGC
Messenger RNA from Trematosphaeria pertusa, 596 nucleotides. RefSeq names its product bola-domain-containing protein. The record is from RefSeq and is a predicted model, not a curated record. Bases 90 to 461 code for a protein of 123 amino acids. Lineage: Eukaryota; Fungi; Ascomycota; Dothideomycetes; Pleosporales; Trematosphaeriaceae. The transcript has 4 exons.